Quercus lobata is the source of this 1202-nucleotide messenger RNA. RefSeq names its product emp24/gp25L/p24 family/GOLD family protein. The coding region runs from base 202 to 852 and encodes 216 amino acids. The record is from RefSeq and is a predicted model, not a curated record. NCBI's taxonomy places the organism in Eukaryota, Viridiplantae, Streptophyta, Magnoliopsida, Fagales, Fagaceae. The transcript is spliced from 4 exons.
AAAUGACUUUACGUGUCCCCUCCAACCACAUCUUACCACGUGUCACAAACCCAAAACACCCCCUUCAAACCUCUCCUUCUCGAUUCGACAUUUUCAACUCUCUCUCACGCAAAAAUUGUCCAAACUUAACAUAAACAUAGUAUCAGAUACCAAGCAACCUUAAAGACAAACAAACAACAAAACACACAGAUAUUAUUCACCAUGAUUCAAAUCGAAACCCAGAAGAAGCUAUUGAUCCUUGUAAUAACAUAUGGGUUGUUAUCGUGUACAACGGAAUCAAUUCGGUUCGAGCUGCAAUCGAGUCACUCAAAGUGCAUCGCCGAAGAGUUAAAGGUCAAUUCCAUGACUGUUGGCAAGUACAGCGUUAUCAACCCCAACGAAGACAUACCCUUACCCGAUUUUCACAAAGUCACCGUUCGGGUGACUUCGUCGAAUGGGAAUACUUAUCAUCAUGGGGAGAAAGUGCCGUCGGGGAAAUUCGCGUUUAUGACAGUGGAGGCGGGAGAUUACAUGGCGUGUUUCUCGGCGCCGGAUCAUCAGCCUCCCAUCACUUCCACCAUUGAUUUCGAAUGGAAGACUGGUGUGGCUGCUAAGGAUUGGUCUAGUGUUGCCAAGAAAGGCCAAGUUGAUCUCAUGGAACUUGAACUGAAGAAGAUGUAUGAUACUGUUAUUUCCAUUCAGGAGGAAAUGUUUUAUCUCCGUGAAAGAGAAGAAGAAAUGCAGGUGCUCAACAAAACAACUAACAACAGGAUGGCCUGGUUGAGUUUUCUUUCCCUUAUUGUUUGUUUAUCAGUAGCAGGCUUGCAAGUAUGGCACCUGAAGACCUUUUUUGAGAAAAAGAAGCUCAUAUAAUUUUUUCUGGACAAGUUCCAUAGUUUUCUCAAGGUUAAGUGAUAGUUUAGUGGCAAUAGCAUCUUUUGUAAUACCCCGUGUAUGUGGUUCAAACUUCAAACCCCAUCUCCUCUUGUCCGCUAUCUGCCUUUCAAAAAAAUUUACAGUUUCCCAUCUAUGAUUCUGUAGCAUAUUUCAGAAACCAUGUACUUCAAAAUAGAAUAAUUCUCAUGUCACAUUUUUAGAUCAAGCGGGGCUUUCUAUAACAGUGUGCAGAAUCUCCUCGUGGGUAUAGGUAUCUCAUAUCAAUGUAGGACGAUGUAGGGGCAAUAAAGUUUAGUUAUCUGCUAUUCAAUUUCUGUCGAAUUGGA